This is a messenger RNA of Eutrema salsugineum, 510 nucleotides long. RefSeq names its product inactive protein RESTRICTED TEV MOVEMENT 1. Lineage: Eukaryota; Viridiplantae; Streptophyta; Magnoliopsida; Brassicales; Brassicaceae. The transcript has 3 exons. The coding region runs from base 1 to 510 and encodes 169 amino acids. The record is from RefSeq and is a predicted model, not a curated record.
AUGACUUCUGAAGUCAGGUUGAUCAAAGUUGGUCCAGCAGGAAGGAGUUGUCGCGAUUCUCAAUCUUUUGAUCUUCGAGGUUGCAGCGAGAUCUCCCAGAUUUUUGUAUCAGUAGGAGGUGGCGGGAUAAUGUCGAUCCAGUUUCAAUACGUGGAAAACGGGAAAUAUGUGUUAUCGGAUCGAUACGGUUCUGAUUUCAAUGCAAGCAAGUUUCACACCAUCGAGUUGAACCAUCCGGCUGAGUACAUAACUGGAAUCAACGGUCUAUACUCUGAUAACAUUAAGGUCAUCACUUUCACUACCAACAUCCAGGAGUAUGGUCCAUUUGGUGUAACCCACCAGAUUAGUUUCCCGCAAUCUUUUGCCUACAAUCUUGGAAAGUCCUAUCAAUUUGGUGGUUUUCAUGGUUCUUAUCAUCAUUCUGGUCUCUCAUCCAUUGGCUUUUAUCUUUGUCCUAAAAUAGUACCACCACCCAGACUUGGCUCAAAGAUUCCGAAGAUAGAAGCUUAA